AUGUCAAUGGAAAAUCACACCAUGGUGCAUAUGUUCAUCUUUUGGGGGUUCAGUGACUCUCCAGAGCUGCAGCUCCCACUCUUCAUAUCCUUCCUAGUGGUCUACCUCAUCACCUUGGUAGGGAAUCUGGGGAUGAUCCUAUUAAUCAGGUUUGAUUCCCGACUCCACACUCCCAUGUACUUCUUCCUCAGCAACCUGUCCUUUGUGGACCUCUGCUAUUCUUCUGUGGUCACCCCCAAGAUCUUGAUAGAUUUGGUAGUAGAAAGCAAAACUAUUUCCUUGGCCGGAUGUGCAGCACAGAUGUGCGUUUUUUGUUUCUUUGUAGCCACAGAAUGUCUUGUUUUGGCAACAAUGGCUUAUGAUCGAUACGUGGCUAUUUCUAGCCCACUGCUGUAUACAGUCAUUAUGUCUAGGAAAGUUUGUGCCCAGCUGCUGGCAGCUCCGUAUCUUUUUGGGCUACUAAAUGCUGCUACCCACACAAGCUUGACUUUCCAGUUAACCUUCUGCAAGUCCACCAUCCACCAUUUCUUCUGUGACAUUCCUGCAGUGAUAUCACUCUCCUGCUCCGAUACAAGGUGGAAGGAGACAAUGGCAAAAGAAAAUCACACCAUGGUGUAUGAAUUCAUCCUCCUGGGAUUCACUGGCUCUCCAGAGCUGCAGAUUAUGCUCUUCAUCUUCUUCCUGGUGGUCUACCUCAUCACCUUGGUAGGAAAUCUUGGGAUGCUCCUGUUAAUCAAGAUUGACUCCCGACUCCACACCCCAAUGUACUUCUUCCUCAGCAACCUGUCCUUUGUGGACCUCUGCUAUUCUUCUGUUGUCACUCCCAAGAUGUUGAUGGAUUUUAUAGUGAAAAGCAAAACUAUUUCCUUGGCUGGGUGUGCAGCACAGAUGUGGUUUUUUGGUCUUUUCCUGGGUGUUGAAUGUUACCUUUUGGCUUCAAUGGCAUAUGAUCGGUAUGUAGCCAUUUCUAACCCACUGCUGUAUACAGUCAUUAUGUCAAGGAAAGUAUGUGUCCAGUUGUUGGCUGGUCCCUAUUUUGUAGGACUCUUAAAUGCUGUUACACAUACAAGUUUAACUUUCCAGUUAACCUUCUGCAAGUCAAGGAUCAAUCACUUCUUCUGUGACAUACCUGCUGUAAUAUCCCUGUCGUGCUCUGACACACGAAUCAAUGAGGUCGUCCUUUUUGUCAUGUCCUGUACACUUGGCACUCUCAGCAGCUCCCUUGUUAUCAUUUCCUACAUCUACAUCUUUGCAGCCAUCCUGAAGAUCCACUCAGUGGAGGGCUGGCGCAAGACUUUCUCCACCUGCUUGUCCCACCUGACCACCGUUUCAAUCUUCUUUGGGACUCUCUUCUUUAUCUAUGUGAUACAGCCCAGCUGCAACUUCUCAGUAGAUCAGGGUAAGAUGGUCUCCAUGUUCUACACAGUGUUGAUCCCCAUGUUGAAUCCCUUGAUCUACAGUGUAAGAAACAAGGAUGUGAAGGACUCUUUGAGGAGAGUGAUCAGGAGAAAGGGGUUUCUUUAAGGCAAUAAAUGUUUCACAGGAUUGUCUCUGAACUUAUCUUUACCAUUUUUGUGCCAAAACAAAAGAACACACACAAAAAUGAGGGCUUUCAACAUUUCGUGUUUGUGUCAUAUCAAUUCUACACAAAGAGAGUUCCUCAAAGGAGGCGUGUGCAAAGUCCUAUGAUAUGGUGCCAUUAUCAACAUUGUUUUUUGGGGGGAGGGCAUUGAUUUACGAAUAUGUAUAUAUGUUGCAUUCAUCAUUCUGUGUUGUAUUCAGGCUUAAUUGGAUUGGAGGAAGGCACACUUAAAAUAUACCAUGUAUGAUCUCAACUUACUGUUGUGUUCACAGAAGCUCCUUCUGUGAAUAGGAAGAAAUAUGCACUCACACAAGGACUCCAUCCAUGCCUCUCCUGUUCAUAAGUUUGGGUCCACCUUGUUAUCUCACAAAUCUUUUUAAGGAUAUACAUGUUAAAUGAGAAAGCUUUUCUGCAUGUAUAUAGUAAGCUAUAGCUGGGGAAACAACUGUAAGAAAC
Molecule: messenger RNA, 2038 nt
Organism: Hemicordylus capensis (graceful crag lizard)
Lineage: Eukaryota; Metazoa; Chordata; Lepidosauria; Squamata; Cordylidae
Product: olfactory receptor 1009-like
Exons: 3
Coding region: 1-1524 (507 amino acids)
Biological process (GO): sensory perception of smell; G protein-coupled receptor signaling pathway
Cellular component (GO): membrane
Molecular function (GO): odorant binding; olfactory receptor activity; G protein-coupled receptor activity
Source: RefSeq, a predicted model, not a curated record